UUCCGGUUUGUGCACAGUUAUUGUGUACGACUAAAUCUAGAUAAGAAAUUCAAGAAUAGCCCGAAACCUGGUAUUUUUCAUUGUCGAGGCCACGUUUGUUGUUAAGGGAGCAGUAUGUUUUCGACUAAAGCAGAGGGUAGUAAGGACUAGGUUAUCAGACGAAUCCAAUAUGUGGCUUCUAAGUCCGUUUUUGCAAAACCUGGCACUUUGGCGCUUUCUCCAAUUUUUGACGACUUUGAGGCAAUUUCGUGGUAUUACGUCUGUAUUAUUGUAUGGUAUCUAGCAAUAUUAGGAUAUAUCAAUAGACUUUUAUACACAUAGUCAACGUCUUCAAUAUUACACUCAAUGUUAUCGAGAUCUUUAGCUUGUACCAUGUUAUUGCUGUACGUUUAGCAGAACAUCAACAAAGGUGUAGAGUACACAGCCAGGAUGCCGUCCAAUAAAGAUUUUACCAUGUCCAUUCUGGUGGGAGGCGUAGAACUGCCUGAAUAUACAAAAGAUGGGACAUGCUUUGUGGAAAGCAAUCUCUUUACGCCUGUCAGCUAUAACGUCCAUUUGGAGGAGGAGGUUCAAGGGGAGACUGAGGCUCAGAGCUGGCCAGUGACCCCCUAUCAGAUCCGUGUAGCUGCCAAAUCUAACACUCCAUACAGUUACUAUAAGAUCUAUGUAGAUGGACAAAAGGCCUCACAAGUUGCUGUUCAUCCGGGAAAACACUGUAUAUCAGAGGGCUUCUAUGACGGGUCACAGAUAACAGAGUUCCUAUUUUCACUGCCUCGCUUCCCCAAGAAUGAGAAAGAUCGAAUAGAGAAGGGGAAGGCGUCCAGAAUAGGUGUGUUGGAGGUGGAGUGCUGGAACAGCAAGGUGACUGGGUACAAGAAGCCAAUCACCCACGACGUGGAGUACAGUCAGGCCAACAAGAAGGACAGCAGUAACGUCACUCAAGGUAAAUACAUGAUGGCCACAACCAAAAUGGGGAGAUCUUUGAGGACCACACAGAAGUCUUUAGUAGAAGACUGGACAUUGUUCAAUGUGCGAAGCAAACUCUCAGUGAAGUAUGUAAUGGGACACUCUCUUGUAGACAUGGGCUUCAAGCUCAAACCAAUCAGGAUACCCAUUCACCGGAUACCAGCUAGUGUUGUCCAUCAAACUACCUCAGUUGCCAAGCGGAAAAAACCAGGUCCUUUAUCCAAAAAAUUCCCAGUCCCUAGUCCAAGUAUCCAAGGGUCUGCAGAUUCUGAGGUGAUUGAGAUAGACAGUGAUGAAAGUGAUGAGGAGGUCAUUGUCGGGGAUGUGCUCAGUUCAAAGAAACAGAAGCUGGGGGAUACUAUUAAUGUGGACGAAUCGAUGGCUUCUGAAGCUGACAAUGACGAACCGAGUGAGGGAACGAGCGGUGACAUGGAUAUCAAGACGGAAGCCAUAGAGGAUGGGGACAAAGAGGACGGUGACAAAGAGGACGGUGACAAAGAGGAUGGUGACAAAGAGGACGGUGACAAAAAGGACGGUGACAAAGAGGAUGGUUCAAAGGAAGCUGAAUCUAAGGAUGAUGAUUCUAAAAGUGACAAUAAUGAGGAGAACAUGGAGACUGAAGGCAGUAAGGAUGACGCUGAGGAUAAGGAUAAGGAAGAUGAGGAAACUGAGGCAGGAGGUGAUGGAAAGGAAAGUGGCAAGGAGGAGGAACCAGCCAAGUCAGGUGAAGCCAAUGAGGUGGAGAGUGGAGAUGGUGACGAGAAGGGGGAAAGUGAAGAUAAUGGGGGCAAAGGGGAUGCUGAAAGGGAUAAGGGAGAAGAUGGAGAUGAGGACAAACCAGCCGACAGUGGAGAGGGGAGUAAGGAAGGUGACAGUGAGCCGGGGAAGAGUGGAGACGCUCCUGAUGCCCCAGAGCUGAAGGGCGAUGAAGAGAGCAGGAAGGAGGAUGAAGGGGAGGCUAGUGAGGAGAAGCAGGCAGAUGAAGAUAGAGACAACGGCAAGGAGGGACAGGAAAAUGGGGGUGAUUCAGAUGGACAAAAUGACAGCACUGAAAACAAGGACAAUACCAGUGAAAAUACAGACAUGAAAUGUUCCGAUGACAAUAUGCUGGACAUUGACUUGUUUUGUGCUCUGAAUGAUAUUGAUGAUUGUGACAAUGAUGCUGCUCUAUUAGAUUGAAAUCACAUUUGUCCUUACCGGAUGGGACUGAUACGAGAACAUGUCUCCCCUAAUUAAAUACCAGAUGAGGCUAUGCUUCAAGACUGUUACAGCAGCAUAUCUCUCCUCAUACCGGAUGGAGUUGAUAUGAGAGUGUACCUUGCCUUGGACCAGGUGAGGCUAUGCCUCAAGACUGUUACAACAACAUAUCUUUCCUCAUACCGGAUGGAGUUGAUAUGAGAGUGUACCUUGCCUCGGACCAGGUGAGGCUGUGAUUAGACUUAAUCAGAGCAUGUCUCUGCCUGCAUUGUUUGGGGUGAUGAUUCUUGGCAGAUCUGAGAGCAAACAUUGCCUCGCACGCUGGUAGAAGCUGACGGAUCUGAGAGCAACCAUUGCCUCGCACACUGGUAGAGGCUGACAGAUCUGAGUGGUUGAGCGGUGUUUUGUUGGAUCCGCUUGGAGUUCGUAUCUAAUGGCAGCUCAUGCAUAUGUAGAGACUUCAUGAUCCUGUAGCGAUAAGCAUUACAGUCACAGCCAAAGGAAAGCUGGAAAUGUUAGUGUUCAUCUUGUGCAGACCUAGCACUAAUAUGGUGCAGAUCUAGUGCUAAUCUGGCUCUGAUUGAAUACAGAUCUUCUGUUGUCUAGCGAGGUCUUGUACUAACCUGGCUCUGAUUGAAUACAGAUCUUCUGUUGUCUGGCGAGGUCUUGUACUAAUCUGGCUCUGAUUGAAUACAGAUCUUCUGUUGUCUGGCGAGGUCUUGUACUAAUCUGGUGCUGGUCAAGUGCAGGUCUGACAUUGUUUGAUGUCACACUACCAUUUGAAGUGAAAUGUUGUGUUCCUCUGAACUGUUUUCAACCUGUAAUUAAUCUGUGUGUUCAUUGUUUGUCAACAUAUGUGUUUGAAUGGGAAGAUAUGUUUGUGGUUCAGUGCCUCAGUUCAGCUCAUUCCUCCAGUCCGACAUUGUGGUCAUAUUCAAGGGUUGUUCGUAUAGUGUUCAAAACCACAUCUUUUAUCAUAAGAGUGUUGAGCAUUAUGCUGUGGGUGAAUGCGUUUCCUAAAACAAUAAGCUUGACCUUCCUCAUCCUAGACUAGCUCAAUCCAAGUCAUGAACUCAGGGUACAAUUACUGUUAGUCCCAUCUUGUACAUGUUGUCAUGGGAACGAGUAGCAUGAGAGAUGUCAAGUGUGGUCGAAGUGUAGUGGCAAGGGAGGUAACUCAGGUUCUGGUGUUCAACUCAUCCCUACUCUGUCCAAGACUGGUGUAAAGUUGUACAAGUUGGUGACUGAGCCCUUCCCCUUGUUUCAUAGUGCACAGAGCUCCAGAUAAGAUUUGGUGUUGUGGGUAUUUUACCCAUGCAUUUUAAAAUCAUUGGGUAUCAGUAAUUCUAUCUGGGUAUUCAAAUUUCUGUUACCCACUGGUUGUUACACAUGUGG
Molecule: messenger RNA, 3558 nt
Organism: Haliotis rufescens (red abalone)
Lineage: Eukaryota; Metazoa; Mollusca; Gastropoda; Lepetellida; Haliotidae
Product: sodium/potassium/calcium exchanger 1-like
Exons: 6
Coding region: 430-2145 (571 amino acids)
Source: RefSeq, a predicted model, not a curated record